UUGGGCUCCUGAGUAGAGUGGAUCACCCUUUUUAAUUUAACACAAUGUACAGGAAAUUGUGUACGGUGCCAAAGGCCUAUGUAUAUCCAAUAUGAAAAACAUACAGCAUUAAAGCUGAUCCCCACAAAAAAAAAUUGCAGUCAGAGUGCCGUUUAACUGCAGUUAUUCUGCAAUUACUGCAUCCAAAAUACCACAGUUGACUGCAGUUACUACACUUUUACUGCAGUUUCAAAACGUCAAUGUUUUUUUGUAAAAUUAUAAAUUAUAGGAGUAGACCUACACACACAACAAAACAUUAUUGACCAUUUAGGCUUGAAAAGAAGAAGACAAAUCACAAAAUAUCUUAUAGAAAUACUUUACAUUAUUGUUUGUAUGAUAACGUGUCCAAAAUGUAUUAUGAUAAUUGUGCACAUUUUCCAUCAUUUUAUUUUUUAACCUAAUUAUCAAUUUACAAAGCAUACAGGACGGAACUCUUAUUCUGAAGUAGCCUAUUCCAAAAAUCCGUGACCCGAAAGUGUUGUUAUUCUUGCCUGUUUCACAACGGUAUGUGUCGUCACCAAAACACUUCAAGUAAAGAGUGGAAACGGUGCAAAUAGUAACGAAAACCACUGACAGCAACAGCCUGAACACUUCAUUUUCUACCGAUAUUCCUGGGAACGUUACAGAUAUCAACACAACGUAUCGCCGAGGACUCUAGUCUUGUUUAUUGUAUAGAUUAGCGAAAACUUAAUCGUACUGCAACGUUGUUUACCCCCUGUUGGACUGUAGCUGCUAGCUAGCCUAGCUGGCUAAUUCCCUGUAUCCGUCCUGGUCGGGACUGCAUCGAAAUGUCCUGCUGCCUGUUCGAGUACUGUCGGGUCCAAGAACUCAAAGCAGUCCGGGAGUUCUUGUUCCAGAGCCAGCAAAACAACAAUUCCUCGGCGGACAAGAAAGGAGAGAAUGAGCUGGCCUGGGACGACUCCAACUGGGGGUCAUGGGAUAACCCUGAGGCCAAAGAAGUUGGAAGUGGGGAAACCACGGGGGUGGAGGAGGACACUGCAGCAGUCAGCGCCCCCUGGCUGCAGGACUGUGUGGUGUCUCUGUCUCCCUGCUCAGACCUGAUGGUCGUCGCCAAAGGCAGCAAGGCUGUGUUUCUCUCAGCGAGGUGGCAAACCGAUGACGGAGGCAGAGAGGGGAUGACGCUGGCUGUGUCCUGGAGUGGAACUCUCAGCACCAACGAGGGGGAGAGUGUGAGCAACGUCAUCUGUAUACCUUUGGCCAGCCAGAAGAGGAGUUCCACGGGUCGACCAGACUGGACAUGUGUUGUCGUGGGCUUCUCAUCUGGCUAUGUACGCUUCUACACCGAGAGUGGUGUCCUACUCCUAGCCCAGCUGUUGAAUGAGGACCCUGUCCUGAGGCUCAAGUGUCGCACUUAUGAGAUCCCCCGCCACCCCGGUGUCACCGAGCAGCAUGAGGAGCUGAGUAUCCUUUACCCAGCAGCCCUGGUCACCAUCGACGGCUUCAGUCUCUUCCAGUCUCUACGGGCCUGCAGAAACCAGGUGGCUCGAGCGGCGGCAGCAGGCAGUGAGGUGGUCCAGCCUCCUCCUCUGGCCUAUAAGAAGUGGGGUCUACAGGACAUGGAUGCUAUCGUAGACCACAGCAGCGUGGGUAUAAUGACCCUGUGUGUGUUUGACCAGAUGAGGAAUGCGUCUAUCCUGGGGGGUUUCCAUGCCUCUGUGAAGGGCAGCCUCCCCGCCAUGAGUCAGUACAUAACUGUGGGGGGAGGACCCUACACAGGCUUUUACUAUGCCAUAGAGGGCAGCUCUCAGCCUCUCCUCUCCCACGUUGCUCUGGCUGUGGCCAGCAAACUCACAUCGGCCUUAUUCACCGCCGCCAGUGGGUGGCUGGGGUGGAAGAAACAGAAUGAGGAGGAGCCAACUCAGAAACAGAAGCCUAAGGUGGAACCGGCCACGCCCCUGGCAGUCAGGUUUGGUCUCCCAGACUCACGGCGUCAUGGGGAGUCCAUCUGUCUGUCCCCCUGUAACACUCUGGCUGGGGUCACGGACGACUUUGGCAGGGUCAUGCUGCUCGACGUGGGGAGAGGCAUCGCCAUCCGCAUGUGGAAGGGCUACCGGGACGCCCAGCUGGGUUGGGUACAGGUGUCUGAGGGGAGGGGCGAGUCCUCCCCGGCCGCGCCCCUCCCACGGCGCCAUGCUCAGUUUCUGGUCAUCUACGCCCCCAGGAGAGGCAUCCUGGAGGUGUGGGGCACACAGCAGGGCCCCCGAGUAGGAGCCUUCACUGUCGGGAAACACUGCAGGUUGCUGUAUGCAGGCUACCGGCUGAUGGGGGUGAACAGUGUGACCAGUCAAGGCUGGCAGCUCCACACACAGCAGGUGUGUCUGUUCGACCCUGCUACUGGAGCACUACGCACUGUCACUGUCCCCUUCCAUCUGGCCCUCAGUGAUAAGAAGAGUGAGAGAGCAAAGGAUCUGCACCUGCUGAAGAGACUGACCACACUACUGAAGAGCAGAGAGUUGGAACCAGAUUACCUGGAGAGCGAGGCCCAGCGUGUACUGCUGGACAUCAAACACCCUGCCAUUAAGAAACAGGCCCUGGAGUCUCUGCUAGCCAAUAAAAAUGCUCCAGUCUCCUGUCUGACCAACAUCACCCGACUCUUACUGGCUAGUCUCAGGGGGAAAGACCCUGAGGCGGUAGAUGAAGCAUUGCUCCAGUUGUGUUCCUCCCAGCUGAAACUGCUCCAGCUCUACACUGACAUCCAACAGCUGCACUCUACUGUGGAGGCUCGCACAGAUGCACACACUAAACCUAUGGAGGUUGCCGGUGUAGAGGAGGAACUAGCCCGUGUCUCCCUCAUCCUGCAGCGCUACACCGAGCUCACCUCCGGCUCCCGCCCCUCCGUCUCAUUUGCCCAGGACUCCCCUGACGCAUCACUUCCUGUACGCGGCUUCCUGUCCCAGAUGGAGUGUGAAGGAGAGGAGAUCAGGGUGGUCCCAGGGCCUGACGCAGACUGGACACAACUGGGGAGCUUUCUGUUCUGGGGCUGUCUGAUAGGAGACAGCCCUCUACAGAAAGUCUGUGACACACUACAGGAGACCGGCAUCAGCCCACAGCAUUUACUGUCUCUGCUGCUGAGUGUAUGGCUGCACAGAGAGAAGGAAGUAUUGAAGAAACCAAAGGCCGUCAGACACCUACACACACUCCUCACUGCCCUCAGCUCCAUGAAAGGUGCGGUGGAGUCGUCGUGGGACAUGCAGUGUGUCCCCUGGUGGCAGCAGGUGCGGUCUGCGUGUGUCCAGUCACACAGUGCUGCUGCUGCCCUGCUGGCUGCAAUAGUGGCUCACCGUGCUGCCAAGGAUAGCAUCACCAGCCUGGCUGAGACUAAGUUUCAGUCAGAGUGGGAGGCGGUGUCAUUGGAGCUGGAGCAGUGGGCGGUGUGUGUGAGACAGCUGGAGGACGUGCUGGCCCUGCAGACGCUGCUGUGUGUGGCGCCUCUUAAAGGAACACCAGGGGGCGCCACACCACACUGCUCAGUCAAAACCCUGCUGGAGGGGGGCCGAGGUGGUAUAGCAGACAGUGUGGCUAAGUGGGUGUUCAGGCAGGACUUGGCCCCUGAGCGGCUGAAGGACAUGCUGCAGAGGAGGGGGGAGGCCCAGAGAACAGAACAGCCCUCCCAGCCAGUGCUGAGGGAGAAAAGCCAGGAGGAUGCAGACUUCAAUAGGGCAGCAGAGCUGCUGGUGUCUGUGUGUCAGCGUUUCCCAGACUCCCUCUCUCCUGACCUGCUCUUUGCCCACUGUUGCUGGGAGUACGUGGUGCAGUGGAACAAAUACCCAGAGGAGGGGCGGUAUCUGUGUUGUGCAGUGGAACACCUGAAGCUCGUCUCUAGUCCUCACAUCCAACUGGGCAUCUCCUCAAUGAUGUGGAACACGUUCAUCGUUAAACGUUUCUCAGCUGCUGCUUUCCUUAUGGAGAAGGUGGGGAAGGCCCCUAAAGACCGCCUGUGUCGACGGGAUGUGGGAAUGGGAGACGGUGCCACGACAUCAUUCCUGGGCUCCUGUGUUGCACUGCUACAGAUUCUGAUGGAGGCAGACUCAGGGAUAGAAGAGGUGACCCCUCCAGAGCUGUGUGUGGAGGAGGUGUGGGAGGGAGCGGAGGGUCCUGCCUCCAUAGUAGAGUUAGCCCUGGAGCAGAGGGGAAUCCACUACCCCCUUGUACAACACCACUGUCUCCUGGCCACUCUACUACACACUGCUAUGACCUUCAACCUCCGGGUCAAACCACUCAGUCUGUUCGACAGCAAGGGUAAGAGUGCCUUCUUCAGAGAGUUGGUGUCCAUCCAGCUGAUGCCCAGCGGAGAUAUGGACCCUGGACUGGUCUCUCUUAGACAGGAGUUCCUGCUCAGGGUGUUGACAGGCUGGGUGAAGACCCAGAGUGAGGCAGGGAUGGCUCCUGCAUCCACCCGGCUGGACCUUGACUCAGGGGACGAGACGUGGCCCUCUCUGUGUCUGGACCUGGGGACCCUGCUGCAAGUCAACCCAGACAUCCUGCGCAGACACCUGGUGUGUGAGCUGUACAACCACGGCCUGGACCCCCGGGCAGAGCAGGUGAUGUUGGAGGUGGAGGAUAAGGACGUGUUGGGUUCUCAGCUGUUGGUUCUAACAGGCCAGAGGCUGAGCUACUCCCUGCUUCACACCCAGACCCAGACCAAGCCCGCCAUGGAGCUGCUGGCACGCCUCCCCCCCACACUCUGCACCUGGCUCAAGGCUAUGGAUCCCAGUGAGCUGGUGUGCCUGUCGGUGCCCCUGAGCCAGACCAGCAGGCUGGUGAGCCGCCUCAUAGAGAUCCUACCUGAGAACCACGGCCAGUACAGCCUGGCACUACACCUACUGGAGGCUGUGGAGGUCCUGCAGGGAGAGGACUGAGUGAGAGGGGGGAGGAGAGCAAGAGGCUCAGGAAGAGAGAUGGCCUGUGUGCAAUUCCGUUCCUGCUGUCAUUGCUAGCAUCCAGGAUAGGAGUGAGAGAGUAAACUGUUGAAGUAGGAAAUAUAUAGGAUUAUACAACUAUCAUGUACAGGAAGGAGAUGUCAGGGAAAUGGCCACCCUGUUUGAGAGGAGGCUCAUGUGUUCAGUUGAAAAAAUCUAAUUGUAAAUGAAAGAUGGAGGGAUAAUUGUUUUGUUUGACGUCUGCAUUUCUGAAGGGGAUAUGCUACAUGAGCAUGGUGUUAUGUAUCCAUUUGUUUUUGUCACUUCCUACUUAUUUUUUUAAAAACUUUGUCUGUCAGCUAUACCUAGCAGCCCCUGUACUGCCCAUUCUAACAGACUUAACGAUCCAAUCAAAGGGGGUUGCAGGGUGUGUUUGUGUGCCAUAUCAUUGUUUAGUAAGCAUCCCUUUCUCUUCACCUGUCCCUCAGAUGAGUAAUGAUGAUGUAUGAUAGACAGAAUGGAUGAUCUGGUUAUUUAUAGACGCUGCAGUACUGUACUAGCUGUGCCUGUACCCUCUGUACUGUUCUACACCCUGGCUGAGGAACCCCACUGGGGGCAGACAGAACAGGCUGAAUGCUCAGCAUAGUCUAGCUUUGGUCUCUUUCUCUCUGGGUCUGGGGUAAGGGCAGUCAACGCUGGUCAUGGUGGUACUUUGCAUUCCGUAUUCUCUCCGGACCAUUCAGGUAGACUGUUUAACGUUUUGCAAACAUUUGACCCUAAUGAGUUUUUUUUCUUGGAUUUGUACAGUAGCUCACUGACCUCAUCCAGAGGGUGAUGGGAAUCACCAACUAUUUGAUUACUGUAAGGUAGCGCAAUUCCCAACAUACCAUAUCUGGCUUCCAUGUGCAUUAUGUUGAUCAAUUUUCAAACUAAAGUAAAUAAUUAUUUAUUUAAUGAGUUUGGUAUAGGAGUAUUAUACAGAGGUUUGCAUUUACAAGUAAAAAUAUGGAAGAACAAUUACCCAAAACCAUAAUCAUCAUAGUUUGUUAAAAACGUCUUAGGGCUGAAAUCCCGUCAAAAAUCUCAUAAUUAAAAGUCCUCAAACAUACAUGUAUAUCUUAUACCGUUUUCAAGGUAGUCUUGUUGUUAAUCCCACCACAGGGUCCGAUUUCAAAUAGGCUUUACGGCGAGAGCACCACAAACGAUUACAAAAAGUCACAAAGAGAUCAAAUUAAUCACUAACCUUUGAUGAUAUUCUUCAGAUGACACUCAUAGGACUUCAUGUUACACAAUACAUUUAUGUUUUGUUUGAUAAAGUUAAAUAUUUAUCAAAAUAUGAGUUUACAUUGGCGCGUUACAUUCACUAGUUCCAAAAACAUCCAGUGAUUUUGCAUAGCCACAUCAUUCAACAGAAAUACUCAUCAUAAAUGUAGUUGAUAAUACAAGUUAUACACAUGGAAUUAUAGAUAUACCUCUCCUUAAUGCAACCGCUGUGUCCAAUUUCAAAAAACUUUACGGAAUAAGCAAACCAUGCAAUAAUCUGAGACGGCGCUCAGAAGAAAUAGUCACAAUAGCCGCCAUGUUGGCAUCAACAUAAACAAGAAAUUACAUGAUAAAUAUUCCCUUUGAUGAUCUUCAUUAGAAAGCACUCCAGGAAUCCCAGGUCCACAAUAAAUAUUUGUUUUGUUCGAUAAUGCCCGUUAUUUAUGUCCAAAUACCUCCGUUUGGUAUACAUAUCCAAACGCUCAUUCUGGUCAGAGUUACGACCGGACAAAAACUUCAAAAAGUUAUUACAGGUCGAAGAAACAUUUCAAACUAAGUACAGAAUCAAUCAUUAGGAUGUUUUUAACAUAUAGCUUUAAUAAAGUUCCAACCGGAGUAUUCCUUUGUAUCUUGAUGAGCAAUGGAAUGCAAGUGGAUACCAUGAGGAAUGAGCGUGAUCAGAAAAUGACUGACUGCCAGUCACCUGAUAGAUUCUGCUCUCAUUCAGUCCCACAACACAGAAGUCUCAUUCAAAUUUCUAUGGUUGACAUCUAGUGGAACCCCUAGGAAGUGCAACAUCAUUAAUAUCUCAAUGGGAUUUCAUUGGGAAGUGUGGUGAAUACAUACCAAGCUCAGAUUUCUCACUUCCUGUUUUGAUUUCUCCUCAGGAUUUUGCCUGCCAUAUGAGUUCUGUUAUACUCACAGACAUCAUUCAAACAGUUUUAGAAACUUUUGUGUUUUCUAUCCAAUACUAAUAAUAAUAUGCAUAUAUUAGCAACUGAGACUGGGGAGCAGGCCGUUUUACUUUGGGCAACUUAUUCAUCCAAGCUACUCAAUACUGCCCUCCAGCCAUAAGAAGUUUUAAUGAACUCAAACAUCUAUUCUUUACUUGUCACAUUAUGACUUCCAUUUCAACAUUAAACUUGAAUAAAAACCAAAGCACUCAGAA
Molecule: messenger RNA, 7350 nt
Organism: Oncorhynchus masou masou (cherry salmon)
Lineage: Eukaryota; Metazoa; Chordata; Actinopteri; Salmoniformes; Salmonidae
Product: rab3 GTPase-activating protein non-catalytic subunit-like
Biological process (GO): regulation of GTPase activity
Source: RefSeq, a predicted model, not a curated record